AUGAGAUUUGAUGAAAACACACUGUUGAACCAAUACAAUCGUCACCACUAUUACCAACGAACCUUUUCCAUCACCGUCGAUGUCGGCCAGUUACCGCCAUCACUAUCAAAACUCACCGGAUCGUCGACCACCAUAUGCUCUACCACCGUCUCAAACCUUCGUUUCCUCCAAUUCUGCUACAUUUCACUGCCGAUAAGCUUUUCACAAAACUCCAUUACUUUUGAAUUAGUAACAGGCUCUUGAAAAGAGAAUUGGUCCACCUUACAAAAGCAGCAUCAUUCUUUCAGAAUAUCAAGGUUCAUUUUACAAAAGCAACAUCAUUAUUUCGGAAUAGAAGGGUACACCUUACAAAAACAGCAACAUUCUUUCAGAAUAAAAGGGUUCACCUUACAAAUACAACAUCAUUCUUUCUUCAAGGAGAAAUCUGGCAGAAU
Lactuca virosa is the source of this 434-nucleotide messenger RNA. The record is from the annotation of a GenBank genome assembly. Lineage: Eukaryota; Viridiplantae; Streptophyta; Magnoliopsida; Asterales; Asteraceae.